This is a messenger RNA of Betta splendens (Siamese fighting fish), 3797 nucleotides long. RefSeq names its product synaptic vesicle glycoprotein 2Bb (gene sv2bb). Gene Ontology annotation, molecular function: transmembrane transporter activity. Gene Ontology annotation, biological process: transmembrane transport; chemical synaptic transmission. The transcript is spliced from 15 exons. NCBI's taxonomy places the organism in Eukaryota, Metazoa, Chordata, Actinopteri, Anabantiformes, Osphronemidae. The record is from RefSeq and is a predicted model, not a curated record. The coding region runs from base 415 to 2460 and encodes 681 amino acids. Gene Ontology annotation, cellular component: membrane.
GAGCGCUGCAGAGACAGAGGGAGAGAGGAGGUGGGGCGGUCCUCUGCUGCUCUAAUCCUCCACUUCUGUUUGUGUAGUGAUGCUCUUUAAAUAUAGUGAGUAGAAACCUACACAUUACAAUUUUAGGCCAUGAAUGAAUUUGAAAAUUAGUUUUGAGGUCGGGACACCUUCAAAGUCUUCGGAGUCUGUUCUGGAGUGAAAAUUGAACUGCCUGGACGCUGCAGCCACCAGAAGGAGCAGCACCCAUCAAACCUCCUGUUUCCUCUUCUAGCACAUCAUCCAUUAGAAACCAAUGCACAGCAGAGCAGCUCCACUCACUCUGCAUCACUACCACUGUCACUUAUCCUGCUAAACUAAACUAGAGUUUAACUACUACUGUUCCUUCUUACCUGUGAGUCGGCAUUCCGAGUCAGAAUGUCUCAUCACAACAACAUUUACCAACAAGAAGAGCUUGACAGCUAUAGAGACGGAGGAGGUGGCUAUGGUUACCAAGCAGAGUACCCAUACCAGGAGGAGGACGCGGCCAGCGACGCCACCGAAGGACACGAUGAGGAGGAUCAGAUGUACGAGGGCGAGUAUCAGGGGAUUCCACACCCCGACGAGGUGAAGGCUGCCCAGAGAGCCGCACGGAGCAAAGCCAGAACCGCUGGAGACAUCGCUUCUGAACUGGAGGAGUUAUCUCAGCAGUACGAGGACAUAAUGGAGGACUGUGGUCACGGGAGGUUCCAGUGGACCCUCUUCAUGGUGUUGGGCCUGGCUCUCAUGGCUGAUGGAGUCGAGUGCUUUGUGGUUGCGUUUGUCCUGCCGUCUGCAGAGAAGGACCUGUGCCUGUCUAAUGCAGAGAAAGGAAUGCUGGGUCUGACGGUCUUUCUGAGCAUGAUGGUGGGGGCGUUCGUGUGGGGCGGCCUGGCAGACAAAGUGGGCCGCCGGCGCUGUCUGAUCGUGGCGUUGGCUAUAAACUGCGUCUCUGCCUUCCUGUCGUCGUUCGCACAGGGCUAUGGCUUCUUCCUCUUCUUCAGGCUGCUGUCUGGCAUUGGUAUUGGAGGCACUGUGCCAAUCGUCUACUCAUACUUCUCUGAGUUUCUUCAGAUGGACAAGAGAGGGGAACAUUUGUCGUGGCUGUGCAUGUUCUGGAUGAUUGGGGGGAUCUACGCUUCCUUCACAGCCUGGGGCAUCAUACCGAGAUACGGCUGGGGCUUCAGCAUGGGCACAGAGUUCCAGUUCCACAGCUGGCGAGUGUUUGUCCUCGUUGCAGCUCUUCCUGCUAUCGCCUCUUUGGUGGGACUGACCUUCAUGCCUGAGAGCCCUCGGUUCCUGCUGGAGAACGCCAAACACGAUGAGGCCUGGAUGAUCCUGAAGCAGGUCCAUGACACCAACUGGAGGGCCAAAGGUCAGCCGGAGAAAGUCUUCACCGUGACUCACAUCAAGGCUCCAAAGACAGCGGAGGACGAGUUCAUUGAGAUCCAGAGUGCGACAGGCACGCCUGUGCAGCGAUGGGCGGUGCGUUCGCUUGCACUCUGUAAACUGGUUUUGAGGAACGUAGCCUCCCUCCUGUCUGCAGAGCUGAGGUUCGCCACCCUUUUCAUGGCCGUCAUCUGGUUCUGCAUGGCUUUCAGUUACUACGGCCUGUCCGUCUGGUUCCCUGACAUGAUCAAGCACCUGCAGUAUGAGGAGUACCAGUCCAAGGUCAAGGUGUUCCAUAAAGAACGAGUGGAGAACUUCCAUUUCAACUUUUCUUUGGAGAACCAGAUCCAUAAAGAAGGAGAAUACGUCCAUGACAAGUUCAUCAACAUAGAGAUGAAGUCGGUCAAGUUUGAGGACUCGCUGUUUGAGGACUGUCACUUUGAGGAUAUUACGUCGACGGACACGGUGUUUGAGAACUGCACCAUCCGCUCCACUGUCUUCUACAACACGGACUUGUGGGAGGAGAAGUUCAUCGACUGUAAGAUGGAGAACUCCACCUUUAGCAACAACAAGCACGGCUGCCACCUGGACACCGUUGAGGAGAACGAUGUUCUCAUCUACCUGGUCAGCUUCCUGGGAAGUCUGGCUGUGUUGCCAGGCAACAUCCUGUCAGCUCUGUCCAUGGAGCGGAUUGGCCGGGUCAAGAUCAUUGGCGGCUCCAUGCUCACUUCAGCCGGCUGCACCUUCCUCCUGUUCCUCAGCUCCAGCCCAUCGGCGAUCAUCGCUCUGCAGUGCUUGUUCUGCGGCGUCAGCGCGGCUGCGUGGAACGGCAUCGAGGUGGUGACCGUGGAGCUGUACCCCGCUUCUAAAAGGGCCACAGCCUUCGGGGUGCUCAACGCUCUGUGCAAGCUGGCCGCCGUCCUGGGCAGCUCCGUCUUCUCCGGCUUCGUGGGCGUCACCAAAGCCGUGCCCAUCCUGCUGUCCUUCGCAGCGCUGGUGAGCGGCGGCCUGGUGGCCCUCAAGCUGCCGGACACCAGGGAAAAGAUCCUGCAGUGAGCGCGGGGGGAGGUGUGGCUUCAAUGAUGACAGAGGCUUUGAAGGUGAGGCGGAUGCCGAUUGUGUCACAAUGAGGAUGAGUUCAAACUCAAAGGAACGUCUGCAGACACGGGGCGUCCUGCUGUGCUGUAGAAACCCAGCCAUUCCUUUAGCCACACACUGAUCAUAGCCCUGCUGCAUGCAUGACGCCGACAGAGAGCGAGCAGUGACUGUACUAACCACAUCCUGUAGAUUCUUCAAGCUUAACAUUCCACUGUGUCAAACUAAUAAGGAGGCUAAUAACAGCGGGGAUAUGGCAAAUAAUGCAAAGCUUCCUCCCGCUGAAGCUUAUCAGGGAAACACGUACUCAUCAGCUUCACACAUGUUGGAGUGUGUGCAGUCAUUUUUUCGUCCCUGUCUGAGCGUGUAGCAGGUUUCAUCUGCAGCUGACUGUGGACCUUCCACGUCCAGUUUGCUCUUGUUGCUUCCGUCCCACUUCCUUCAUCACCUUCUUGUUUUUCUGCUGAUGCUUUUCUCUUUUCAUGUCCUCAAUGCGCAUUAUCAUAGCACCGUCUUAUGGAAGAAACUGAAAUCACUGGUAUGAAAAUGCUUGUAAAUGAAUGAGGAUGUUUUCAAUUGAUGCAAUAAACACUUGACGUGAGUAACUGUGAAAACAUUUCUAUCCUACUCCCAUUAUGUGACUUCUCUAGAUGAGAAGGUUGCUGACUAAGCUGCAGAAGAACUGGUGAACUUGUGCUUCAGAACCUUUGAUGCUGAUGCUGAUGCCGAUGCUUUACUGUACAGCACAGAAUAAACAGAAGUCAUCAUGUCUGGACUGUCCAUCACCAGCUUGUUUUGAAGCACAAAUUCACAAGCUCAUCUGGGUGUUUCUACUGUAGCUGGCUGCCUCCUCCCAGUAGACAGAUGCUUUAUACUGUAGGUUACCGGUUGAAACCAGAUGUGGUUUCACAUAAUAUUUGAUGAUCUACUGUACGUAACUACAUUCAUUUGCAUUUUGUGAGUGUGUUUCCUUGUCAAAAGUCAGCUCUCGUGUCCUUAAACACUCCCCAAACUUCCACAACCUGUGAACUGCUCUACUGGAUUGUAUGCACAUUUAACAAUGGUUUUGAUGUAUGGUGUUUUAGUGGCUCCAAUCACUGUCAGUGAAUGAAUUUUUAAUUGAUCUGAUGUUUUUGUGUAUUACUGUAAAGCUGAGAUGAAAUGUCAUAGUUGAUGGCUUGUUUUGUUGUUUGCUUUUUUUAAUCUCUUUUUCUGUACAAAUGUUUAUUGUUGAGUCCAGUUCUGUCUGUUACUGUGUGCAUUUGUGGCUGAGCCCAAUAAAUUGAGAUGCACCGAGA